This is a messenger RNA of Morchella importuna, 489 nucleotides long. RefSeq lists its product as uncharacterized. Lineage: Eukaryota; Fungi; Ascomycota; Pezizomycetes; Pezizales; Morchellaceae. The record is from RefSeq and is a predicted model, not a curated record. Bases 1 to 489 code for a protein of 162 amino acids. The transcript is spliced from 2 exons.
AUGUCCGUCCACGCAGAGGAAGGAACUACUAUUAUCUCUCUCGGCGAAAAUAACUUCCUCACCGAACACGAUGGUCACGCUGUAGUUGGGCUGAGCACAGAGACAAAGUGGCGCAUCAAGGCCUACCAACCCUCUGACGACAGUCCCCCAUUUUUCAUGAUCCUCCUGAAUAGCGAGGGCCCAGAAGAACUGUGUUUGGCCCUGGAUACCAACGAGGGGGACAACGAGAACAACGUUAUGCUAGAGCUACUUGAGACGCCGAGGCCAAAGACGUGUCAGUUAUGGACCUUUGAGGAGAAGGCGGUAAUGGAACGAUUGCCUCCGAUCAUGAAAGCCCGUAUACAGAGCGCUGCUAGGCCUUGGCUCUCGGCCGCCAUUGGUGGAGACGUGCCUUUACCAAGGCUUUAUCAAAACAUCGCAGCUGUCCCGAAUGACACCGGGUCGCAAGCCCAGAAGUGGAAGCUUGAUUACGUGGCCGUUAAUGAAUGA